Molecule: messenger RNA, 1728 nt
Organism: Austrofundulus limnaeus
Lineage: Eukaryota; Metazoa; Chordata; Actinopteri; Cyprinodontiformes; Rivulidae
Gene: uap1
Product: UDP-N-acetylglucosamine pyrophosphorylase 1
Biological process (GO): UDP-N-acetylglucosamine biosynthetic process
Molecular function (GO): UDP-N-acetylglucosamine diphosphorylase activity
Source: RefSeq, a predicted model, not a curated record
GUCUUGACAACAUUUCUCAGAAUAAAGUUGCAGCCUUGCUUCUAGCGGGGGGCCAGGGAACAAGGCUGGGAGUACCGUACCCCAAAGGCAUGUACGACGUGGGACUGCCGUCCCACAAAACCCUUUUUCAGAUCCAGGCUGAGCGCAUUCUGAAGCUGCAGCAUCUGGCUGAGCAGAAGAACAAAGUCAAGUGUUGUAUUCCCUGGUACAUCAUGACCAGUGGCAGGACGAUGGAAUCGACUGAGAAGUUUUUCUCCCAGCACAACUACUUUGGUUUGGAGAAGAACAAUGUGGUGUUCUUUCAGCAGGGCAUGCUGCCAGCAAUGGACUAUGAUGGCAAGAUCAUCCUAGAGAGCAAAGGGAAGCUCUCCAUGGCUCCUGAUGGUAAUGGGGGUCUUUACAGAUCACUUGGGAAUCAGGGCAUCUUGGACGACAUGGAGCGAAGGGGAAUCCAGCUCAUUCAUGUUUACUGUGUUGACAACAUCCUGGUGAAAGUAGCUGAUCCAGCUUUUGUUGGGUUUUGUGUGCAGAAGGGAGCAGACUGUGGAGCUAAGGUGGUGGAGAAAACCAAUCCGACAGAGGCAGUGGGUGUGGUCUGUAAAGUAGACGGGCUUUACCAGGUGGUAGAGUAUAGUGAGAUCACCCUAGCGACUGCAGAGAAGCGCAGUGCCAGUGGCCGACUUAUGUUCAACGCAGGAAACAUAGCUAAUCACUUCUUCAGCUUCUCUUUCCUCAGAGACGUAGUACAGAAGUAUGAGCCGCAGCUGCAACACCACGUAGCCCAGAAGAAGAUCCCAUAUGUGGACACUCAGGGUCGUCUGAUCAAACCGGAGAAACCAAAUGGCAUUAAAAUGGAAAAAUUUGUCUUUGACAUCUUUCAGUUUGCUAAGACAUUUGUCGUGUUUGAGGCCCUGAGAGAGGACGAGUUCUCCCCGCUGAAAAACGCAGACACUCAGGAUGGAAAGGACACGCCCACCACAGCCAGACACGCCCUCAUGUCCCUGCAUCAUCGCUGGGUUCUAAACGCUGGUGGCCACUUCAUUGAUGAGAAUGGCAGACGUGUGCCUGCCAUACCCAGAGAUGGAGCAGCAGGCCAUGCCACAGAUGUUGGCAACAGAAACUUAAAAGAUGGAACAGACCUGCCAAUCAAAUGUGAGAUCUCUCCGCUGGUGUCUUAUGGAGGAGAGGGUCUUGAAGAACUGGUAAAGGGACGUGAUUUUUGUCCAGCCCUGAUGAUAAACGAGCAUGGAGUCCAUGAGCUGGUGAAGAACGGAGUUUAAUCAUUCGGAGAGGCUGUGAUGAAGAACUACCCAAAGAUAGAUUCAUUUAUGGGGAGAAACUUUGAUGCCAUAAUGUGCAAUAAACAAAUAUUUGAUAUCCAUAAUGAGUGAAACUAAUCACCAUCCAUAUUUCUUCAGUUUGCAUACAUUUUCUUAUUUGUUUUGAGGAGCACUUGAACACAUUGAGAUGUCUAAGAUCAUUAUAGUCUAAGUGCAUAUAUUUAUUUUGUUGAUUUCUUAUUUUAUUUUCUGAUUUAUUUUUUUACAUGUUGAUUUUCAAACCAUGUUUGACAGAUGAAGUGGUCAAAUAUUUUUCUUUGGACUUUGGGGGGUAUUUAUAAUGUCAGCUUUUUUAAAAUCAUUGGAUAUUUGCUAUUGUUUUCUGCUGGAAGAGAUAAUGUAAUUUAUGUUAACUUUAUUAAAUAAUUCUAUUUGGGAAAACAAAAAA